This is a messenger RNA of Penicillium soppii, 261 nucleotides long. RefSeq lists its product as uncharacterized. The transcript has a single exon. The coding region runs from base 1 to 261 and encodes 86 amino acids. The record is from RefSeq and is a predicted model, not a curated record. NCBI's taxonomy places the organism in Eukaryota, Fungi, Ascomycota, Eurotiomycetes, Eurotiales, Aspergillaceae.
AUGGAUGACGAGUCUUACCUUGCCUAUCCUUCCAUCGGACCCUUCGCACCCUUCGCACCAUCUUUUAUGUGGGAAAAGGGGAAGAGCUACUGCUCCGCAGGCGGAUACUCAUAUGGUGCCGACGAGAUAUUGUACAUGAAUUGUCAGCAGUCUCAGUCCCUAGGCCGUCUUGCGGGAGACUAUGGAGAAUUCAUAUUCGGCAUUGAUCCUCGAUUGGUAAGAUCGUCAUCUGCGUCACUGCUUCCAAGCACUACGAACUGA